Messenger RNA from Closterium sp. Yama58-4, 3069 nucleotides. NCBI's taxonomy places the organism in Eukaryota, Viridiplantae, Streptophyta, Zygnematophyceae, Desmidiales, Closteriaceae. The record is from the annotation of a GenBank genome assembly.
AUGGCGCCGAGACGAGCCCAGCGGCGAGAUCAACAAACGACCUGCGCGGUACUCAUACUCGCCGCGUCCUUCCUAUGCAUGGCGCUCGCCCAAGAGGACACCCUUUUUGACGAAGUCAAUAAGGCCGGCCUGGCGGAGCGCCUUCCGGUCUAUAUCGUGCGGAUGCGCAACUCCCCGCCCGUCGCGGGGUACACCGGCGGAAUCGACGGGCUGGCGGCGACCGUCAACGGGCAGCGCAUCGCGCAGUCCUUCCGCGCGGGUGCCGCCGCGACGCUCGCGGGCCGCCGCCGCUUCCGCUUCGACCCGUUCAGCCGGCCCGUGCAGCAAUUCGCGCGGUGGCUGGGGCAGAUGCAGGCUCGCGUCGCGGCCGACGCGGGCGUGAGCACGCGAGACGUGCUCUACAGCUACAAAUACGUGAGCAACGGAUUCGCGGCGCGACUCACGGCGAAGCAAGUCCGGCAAUUGCGGAACCACCCGGCCGUGGCGCAGGUGAAGCAGAGCAUCGCGAUUCGCAAGCUCACAACGGACACGCCAACGUUCCUGCAGCUUCCGAACACGCUCUGGGCGGCGGCGGGCGGGCAGAGCAGCGCGGGGCAAGGCGUGGUGGUGGGGGUCAUUGAUACGGGGGUCUGGCCAGAGCACCCCUCGUUCGCCGGAGAUGCGUCGUACCCUAACCCGCCCGCCACGUGGAAGGGCAACUGCACGACCACCGCGGACUUCCCCAGCUGCACCCGCAAGCUCAUCGGCGCGCGCUUCUUCUCCGCGGGCUUCCGCGCCGCGUACGGCAGCGUCAACCUCGCCGCGGAUUGGAACUCGGCCCGCGACGCGGACGGCCACGGCACGUGGUGCGCGGGAGCCGCGACGGGCAACAGCAACGUGCAGGUGGCGAUCGCGCGCGGGCUAUCCCCAGGGCUCGCGAGUGAGGUCGCACCGCGCGCCUUCCUCAGCGUGUACAAGGUCUUCUGGAGCACGACCAGCGGCGGCGUGAGCGCCACGUGGGCCGACAUCGAGGCUGCUGUGAACAAGGCUGUAGCAACGAAAACUUGCAGGAAGCGACCACGAGCAAUACCCUACGCUCUUCCCCACUCAUCUCCACUCAUUCCCCCCCUUCUCUCCCUCUCCCUCAGAGCUGCGACCGGCAACAGCAACGUGCAGGUAGCAAUUGCGCGCGGGCAAUCCGCAGGGCUCGCGAGCGGCGUAGCCCCGCGCGCCUUCCUCAGCGUGUACAAGGUCUUCUGGAGCACGAGCAGUGGCGGCGUAAGUGCCACGUGGGCCGACAUCGAGGCCGCCGUGAACAAGGCUGUGGCGGACGGCGUGGAUGUGCUCAGCCUGUCGCUGGGCGGCCUGGAUCCCUCCGCGGAUUACUUUGACGACUCCUCUUACCUCUAUGCCAAUGCGAUGGGAGUGACAAUCGCGUACGUAUCAGGCAACGACGGAUCGCCGCCCUACAGCUCAACCAUGUAUCGCACCAUCUCCAACUUCUCGCCCCCUUCUUUCUACCCGUUCCCCUUGUUCCUCCCCACCCUGUUUAUUCAACAGAUGGGAGUAACGGUCGCAUACGCGUCGGGCAACGACGGAUCCCCUCCAUACAGCUCAACCAUGUAUCGCACCAUCUCCAACUUCUCGCCGUUCUACCUCACCGUUGGCGCCUCCACCAUCUCGCGCCGCUACAGCACCUCCCUCCUGCUGGGGAACGGAGUAACGGUCGCUGCCACGGGGUUUGGCAGUGGGAGUGCGAGCGUCGUGGGGUUGAGGGUCAUCGAGGGGAUUUCUGCUAUGGCUGCUUCGGCCACGUCCACUCAGGCCCAGUACUGUUAUUCCGGUUCACUUGACUCGGCCAAGGUCAGCGGCCGGAUUGUCGUCUGCUCGUAUGGCAGCGUGGGCACGAGCGUCAAGGUGGGGGAGGUGCUAGCACGGGGAGGCAAGGCUGUGAUCAUCACGGGGGUUCCUACUGUUCUCAAGCCCUUCCCGCCCUACGACUCGCGCCUGCCCUUGGUUUAUCUCGACUACUCUCCUGCUGACACGCUCAUCACCUACAUUAGAUCCACCACCUCUGUACUGAUCACUAAAGCUUUCCCUCCUUUUUCUCUCCUCUCUGCGACUCUCCUCCCAACCCUCCCCUCCCUCCUCCCUUUCCCCACUGCCCCCUACUCUCCCGCCCUCAAUCCCACCCCCCCCACCCAUCCAAUCAACAGCCCAACAGCCACGCUCUCCACAUCCUUCUCAACCGUCACCGACCUACCAGCACCCAACGUCAUCUACUUCUCCUCUGCCGGCCCAUCACUCAACCCCUCUGCACCCGUAGUAAAGCCACAGCCCACCAACGACAUUCUCAAGCCAGACAUCAUCGCUCCCGGAGUCUCCCUCUGGUCGUCUUGGCGUGCCUCCUCACCCUCCUCCACCACGCAACAGUUCGCCAUGAUUUCCGGGACUUCCAUGGCUACCCCGCACGUGGCGGGGAUCGCCGCGCUGCUGACUCAACGCUACCCGACGUGGUCCCCCGCACAGAUCAUGUCUGCGAUUAUGACCACCGCGAGCACGACGACCAAUCAGGGGUCGCCGAUCGGAACGAGUUACACGGCAGUCGCCACGCCUUUUGAGAUGGGCCAAGGGCAUAUUAAUUCCACAGGGCUCCUAGACCCUGGGCUUACCUACACUGCGGCUCUCGCGCAUUAUUACAACUUUUUGGCCGGGCAGGACCAGACCCGGAUGAAAUAUCUCAUUGGCGCGCAAACCAAGGUGAAGCUGACCCCGAUCCCGGCGUACAAUCUCAACCGUCCAGCCAUCUCCGUGUCGCGAUUGGUCAAGAGCGUGGUGGUGACGCGGUGGGUGGUGAAUGUGUUCAACCAGGCGUGUACGUACACCGCGAGUGUAGUCGCGCCUGCUAACGUGCGCGUCACCGUUUCCCCGUCAACAUUCACCAUUUCGCCGGCCAAGACACAGACAUUUACAGUAACAUUCAAUGUUACAACAGCAUCCCAGGACUUCAGUUACGGCAGCCUGACGUGGAGGGACCAAUUCGGGCAUGCGGUGCGGUCGGUGCUUGCUGUACAGCCAAUCAGCCUGUAG